AUGUCUUUAUCUAGUGAUCUGUUGUCAACGCAUGGAAAACCGGCGCUGUUGUUGCUUCGUUCCACGAUUGUGGCUACACCAUACCUAGCUUUCCUCCGCACCGCAGCCGAUCAAAUACAGACCCUGUGGCCGACCUUCGUUGAAGCUUUCCCUGGCGUACAGAAGCUACCUGGCGACUCGAGUCUAAAUGCAUUCACCCGCUAUAUCAACGGCCAUGAGCUCCCGGAGUUGGACCAGUCACCGACUCCAAAUAUUUUGUUAAACUUGCUUACCGUCCUUUUCCAUGCCGUUGACUUUUGGCAGCUCUCUAGAGAAGUCCAGAGUAACGUAUUCUCUUCUGUCGCCGGAGAUUCACCUUUGUAUUUGAGGGAUAUCCAGGGUUUUUGCAUUGGCUUUCUGACAGCUGCUGCGGUUUCCAGUGCUAAAUCCGAGAUUAGCUUCCAGAGAAAUAUUACAGCAGCCCUUUGUAUUGCUGCCGGUGUCGGUACUCUUGUGGACUUGAACAACACCACAGACCCAGCGGCAUCGGUAUCAGUUGGCUGGAAUUCGAAGUCUGAGUAUGAAACCCUACUGGGUAUCAUUGCGGAAUACAAGGAUAGCUACAUCUCAUGCGUGACGGAUGAGAAUCGCAUCACGAUCACACUACCUGAUCGGGACGUGGGCACCCUUCUGCAAGAGGCAUCCGAUUUGGGGUUCUCGUCCCAGUCCAUCGGGCUUGCAGGUCGCUAUCAUAGUCGCAGCACGCAUGAACAGUCUGCUAUCCUGUUUCGGGAGCUCUGUAAACGUGACUCACGUUUCCAGUUGCCCGAUGCCAGUGAGCUCACCCUACCGUUGCGGUCGAACAUCGAUGGGAGCAUCAUUUCCGGCUCUUUGCAUGAUGUCGCCAUCGACUCUAUCCUAUUGCAUCAAUGCCAAUGGUUUCAAGUUGUGCAGGGAGCAAUUUCCACUAAAGCUAGAGAAGCAGAUCAUAUCAUGUCGGUAGGCUCUAUGACUGCCAUUCCUCGUUCAGUUGCAAGAGGACGAAUAUACAAUCAUAAGCCUGUCGGUCCUGUAACUUCUGAUUUGAAUCGAGUUCCCGAUGGUGUGUCCCAUCGAAUCCCCAAUGGUAGGAUUGCCUCGACGGAGUUGAACGGCCCUGAAGCUCCUGAUGCCGCCGACUCCCCUGCCAUCGCAAUCAUUGGCAUGGCCUGUCGCUAUCCCGAGGCUGAGAACCUGGAAGAAUUUUGGGAAUUGAUGCAAUCCGGAAGAUCAGCAGUUCGGCCUCUCCCAGAAGACCGGUUCAAACCCUCAGAGCUCAAGCGUGAGCCGAAGGGGCCAUUCUGGGGCAAUUUCCUUCGCAACCCAGACCUAUUUGACCAUCGUUUCUUCGGUAUCUCCGGCCGUGAAGCAAAGUCGAUGGAUCCACAGCAGCGAUUGCUGCUGCAGGUGGCAUACGAAGCGCUGGAAUCCUCGGGGUACUUUGGCCUGAGGAACUCCGUCGACAACGAUUGUUCGAAUGUCGGAUGCUACAUCGGUGUUGGAUCAGUCGACUAUGGGGAUAACGUAGCUUCUCAUGAUGCCACAGCGUUCUCUGCCCUCGGCACGCUGAGGGCGUUUAUCAGUGGUCGAGUCAGUCAUCACUUUGGAUGGACCGGCCCAUCGAUCACCUAUGACACGGCAUGUUCGUCCGGAGCUGUAGCCAUCCACUCGGCGGUUAAUGCCCUCAAAACAAACGAAGCAUCCAUGGCCAUAGCUGGAGGUGUGAAUGUGAUCACCAGUCCUGCAUUAUAUCAAGUUCUCUCCGCAGCUUCUUUCCUAAGUCCGACCGGCGCGUCGAAAGCCUUUGAUUCAGAAGCUAAUGGCUACUGUCGGGGUGAGGGCGCGGGAAUAGUGGUACUGAAAACCCUGAGUCGGGCUCUUGCUGAUGGCGACUCGAUCCUCGCGGUCAUCAGAGGUUCUGCCGUCAAUCAGGGGGCCAAUUGUACCCCGAUCACCGUGCCCGUUUCGGAAUCCCAAGCUGCACUGUAUCGGAAGGCACUGUCCCUAUCCGGAAUUGACCCAGGGGACGUCACGUAUGUUGAAGCGCAUGGGACAGGAACCCCAGUAGGCGAUCCAAUUGAGUGCGAGAGCAUCCGUCAGGCUUUUGGGGGAUCCCAACGGGAGCACCAACUGUUCGUUGGGUCUGUCAAAGAUAAUAUCGGACACACCGAGGCAGCGUCCGGGGUGGCGGCAGUGAUUAAGACGGUGUUGAUGAUGCAGAAGCGUAUGAUCCCUAAACAAGCCAACUUCAACCGGUUAAAUCCGAAAAUCCCGCCCCUGGAGCCUGACCGUAUGGCGAUUCCCCAACGAACCGAGAGAUGGGUGUCUCCCAGACGCGUUGCCGUUGUCAACAACUACGGCGCUGCGGGCAGUAAUGUGGCGAUCGUGGUCGAGGACCCCAUGUCGGUGAAGACGAGGAAUAGUAGCUUCGCUGUGGCUAAUGGCGUGAACCAUUCUGCUCCCUCGGCUGUCCCGGUCUUCAUCUCCGCCAAGUCUCCGCAAGGUCUGCGUGAGUACUGUGCAGCCCUGUCAUUACGCCUGCCGGCAAUUCGGCAACAGCACAGCGUUGAGACAGCCCAUGCGCUGGCGUAUAACCUGUCACUCAAACAGAACAGACAGUUGGACUACCAUUACACAUUCACCGCAUCCACGGCUGACGAACUGGCUGCGAAGCUGGACCAGCCCGACGAAAGCCAUUUCAACCAAUGCUCUGGACAUCAACGACCUGUGAUAUUGUGCAUUGGCGGGCAGAAUGGGAGGACUGCGCACGUGGAUCCGAGCAUUUACGUGGAAUGCCCACCGUUUAAGAGACAUCUGGACAUCUGUGAAGGGGUAUGUCAGGCCCUGGGUCUUCCAAGCCUGUUUCCAACGAUCUUCCAUCCGGAGCCGAUUGAGGACCUGGUUCUUUUGCACUGCGUUCUAUUUUCUCUGCAGUAUUCCUGCGCCAAGUCAUUCUUGAGCGCCGGGUUGAAAAUCGACACGAUCAUUGGGCACAGCUUCGGGCAGCUUACAGCUCUAGUGGUUGCUGACGCAGUCUCUCUCGAGGACGGUCUACGUCUGAUCUCAGAACGUGCCCGUCUCAUUCAAUCAUCCUGGGGCACGGAGACGGGCGCCAUGCUGUCGGUCCAAGGAGCCCACGGCGAGAUCCAGCAACUCCUGGAGAGCGCCAAACGGCGACAUCCGUCUUUGGUUGUGGAUAUUGCAUGCUUCAAUGGGCCAGAAACCACAGUUCUUGCUGGACCCCAGACGUCGAUAGAUGCAGUCGAAGAGACCUCAGCAUCAGAAGGAUUCAGUUCUCGCAUAAAACUCACGCGUCUCCCGAACACACACGCCUUCCACUCCAGGCUGGUUGACGCCAUCGUACCUCGCCUGAGAGAAAUAGCGUCAAGUAUCAGGUACAAGAAGCCAUCAUGCCGGAUCGAGGCCUGUUCCGAGGACCAGGAUUGGACCCAGCUCAUCAAUGCGGAAAUGAUUGUUCAACACAGUCGGAUGCCUGUUCACUUCCACCACGCCGUUCAGCGCAUUGUGCGCCGCUCGGAAAACUGUAUCUGGCUCGAGGCGGGGUCGAACUCUCCGAUCAUCCCCAUGGUUCGCAGGGCGUUGGGUGCCACCGAUGCAGCCGGUGGCAGUGUCUUCCAAGCAGUCGACUUGCGCACUCCACAUGGGCUGUCGAACCUCUCAAAAUGCACCGCCAGCCUGUGGUCCGCUGGGGUGAGGGUUCAGCACUGGCCCUUUUACCAGGGUCAGGAGUCUCAGCUCCGUUGGAUCAAUCUCCCUCCUUACCAGUUUCAGAAGACGUCGCAUUGGUUGCAAUAUAUCCCUCCUGGCGCCGCUAUGCAUGAGGCGGCCUCUACCACGGCAAAGGAAGGACCAGAACCGCUGCUGAGUCUGGUUGAACGGGAUGAUCGCGGUGCAACAUUCCAGGUCAAUUGCUGGCAUGCGUUGUUCAGACUAUGCACAGAGGGCCAUGCGGUCCUGGGACAAAGUCUCUGCCCGGCCUCAAUGUAUGUGGAGAUAAUUAUGCAAGCCGCAACUCAACUCCCGGGUGACAGAGUCUCGAUGGCUGCGUGCCAUAUACGAGAUCUGAAGAUAUCCUCACCUUUGUCGAUCAGUUCCAACCGUGAAGUAUUUCUUCAGCUACAGCCGCACGAAAAAGAACGAAGUACGUGGGAAUUCUCCGUUACCAGUCGCAGCAGCAAUCAACAGAACGGGACCUCCUCCGCCAAACAUGCCAGUGGAGCCGUCUGCAUGGACUCCCCAGACAAACGCUUUCCCGGCUCCAGCAUGCAAUCGCUGAAACGGCUGGUCAGCCAGGUGCGGCGUAAGGACAUGUCAAGUACCCCGGGAACUAAUGUGCUAAAUGGAAAGACCAUUGUUUACCGAACUUUCAGACAGGUGGUGGACUAUGCUCCUUAUUAUCGAGGAGUAGACCAUCUGAUCUCUAAGGGCAACGAGGCUGUAGGCUUGAUUCGCGUUCCAGCUGGCCAGGAUCCGAUUCUGCAGGAGACGCGCUGCGAUCCCAUCACACUGGAUAAUUUCCUCCAAGUUGCAGGUAUCCAUGUCAACUGUCUGUCCGACAGGAUGGACAAUGAAGUUUAUGUCUGCACAGAGCUCGGGUAUCUUCUCCUGAGCGAUAGUUUCUUUGCCAGGCGGGGCGAGAUGGAGUCUUGGGACGUGUAUACCACAUUUGAGCAGAUCUCUGCAAACAGGCUGGUUAAUGAUAUCCUUAUCUUCGACCCAAACACAGGAGAUCUGCUUGCUAUGUUCAUUGGCGCAACCUUCCAUGGUCUGCCCAUGAAGUCACUCGCGAAGACCCUUGCAGGGCUCAAUGCUGAAGAACACUCGUCGGAUAUCCAGGGAAGCAGGGGUACAACGCUAAAUAGGUCCUUGCAGCAAGUCCCCUCCGAUGCUCAAGUAAAUGGAAGGAUGAACAGCGUGGAGCUGGAUAAGACCCAACUUCUCGGGCAACUCUGCCAGCUGCUCAGCCGCGUGACUGAAGUGCCCGUUGACGAAAUCCAACCCAGCACCGCUCUGACUGAUAUUGGCAUCGACUCGCUGAUGAGUACAGAAGUCCUGAAUGAAAUCAGACGCCAGUAUAAGGUGGAUAUACCGGCCUCCGACUUUCUUGCCCAGGAGAAUGUCCACGCCAUCGCUCAGUAUCUCCAUUCCAGCUCCUCGACUAUGGAGGUCAAUGGUGAAUCUAUCCCACACCAAGUCAAUGGAAACGCAACCAAGACAUCCUCAUUCGGCUCCACUCAGGAAAUGCUCAGCGAUCUUUUAGAGAUCCCUAAAAGUGAAAUCCGUGCUGACAUGCUUUUAAUGGAUUUGGGGGUUGACUCGCUGAUGUCUGCGGAGGUCUUGAGCGAGGUUCAGAAGCGGUUUGGCGUUACGAUUGCCACAGACGAGUUCCAGGCAUUGCAGAGAGUAGGCGAUCUUGCAGGCAGGCUCCAGGCUAGUCACGUCUCUACUUCCGGCACUUUUAAUCCCUCUCCCAGUGGAGUCAUAGGGACGAAAGAAGCCCUCAUUACUGAGCAGGCAGGGGCUCAAGCUCUCGAGUCAACGCCGUCAACAAACUCGUUCAUAUCUGUUGCUCAGGAAAUCUUUGCGCACUCUCGAAGUAACGGGGAUGUAUUUUUUCAGCGAACGCAAUUCUCAAACUUCUGCCACUCGGUGCUUCCCGUCCAGAUGGAGCUUGUCGUGGCAUAUAUCGUCGAGGCCUUCAAUAGGUUGGGCUGCCCACUAGCAACAAUGGCCGCUGAAGAAGUGGUCCCAAACGUCUCCGUCCUCCCCAGGCAUCACAAACUGAAGAAUCAGAUCUACAAGAUACUAGAAGAGGCUUCCCUUGUCCAACGCGAUUCUUCCGGCCAAUUCCGCCGAACUGGCACUCCGGUACCUGGCACUGACUCCGGGCAUCUGCAGCAAUCAAUCGUGUCCAGGUUCCCACAACACACGUAUGAGCACACCCUGCUUGCAUCGACAGGUUCAAAACUGGCCGAUUGUCUUACUGGAAAGGCUGAUCCCUUGGAGAUUCUUUUUGGAAGCCCCAAAUCUCGAGCGUUGUUAGAAAAUGUCUACACACAUGCCCCGAUGUUCGAAGCGGGUACGAUAAGUUUGACAAAGUACCUUGUUGACAUUUUCCAGACCUUUGACGACAACCGGCCAGUUCGCAUUUUGGAGAUCGGUGCCGGCACGGGCGGCACCAGCAAACACCUCGUGGAAUCCCUCCUCACGACGCAAAAACCAUUCGAAUAUACAUUCAGUGAUAUUUCGUCGUCCCUGGUAGCGGCUGCCCGGAAGAAGUUUUCUCAGUACAGCUUCAUGCGCUAUGCCGUUGUGAACAUUGAGGAAGAGUCAGCGACCAAACUCUACAGUCAGUACGACAUUGUUAUCGCUACCAAUUGCAUUCAUGCCACGAAAGACCUAGUCCGCUCUUGCACGAAUAUCAGGAAACUGCUCCAGCCAAAAGGUCUCCUGUGUCUGGUGGAGCUUACGCGGAAUCUGUUCUGGUUCGACAUCGUUUUUGGCCUUCUGGACGGAUGGUGGCGCUUCGAAGAUGGUCGUCGGCAUGCACUAGCGAGCGAGACCUUGUGGAGGAAAUAUCUCACUCAGGCAUCUUUUCGGUGGGUGGACUGGACCGUAGGCACCACCGACGAAUCCAGCAUUCUCCGGGUCAUCGUGGCGUCGCCCGCUGAGGCCGCCCAAGCCACGACCGAGACGGUCGAGUUUAAACGGGUUGGAGACGUCUCCCUUCAGGCCGAUAUCUACUAUCCGAAACAUGUCCCCGAGCGCAGUGGGACGCUUCCGGUCGCACUGAUGAUCCAUGGAGGAGGCCAUGUCAUGCUAUCACGGAAGGACAUCCGCCUGCCGCAAGUCCAGAUGCUCCUAAAUGCCGGGUUUCUCCCCGUCAGUAUCGACUAUCGACUGUGUCCGGAAGUGACGUUGCCCGAGGGUCCGAUGCGGGAUGUGUGCGAUGCUCUAGCCUGGGCGCGCGAUGUUCUUCCCGAUCUUCGGCUACAGCGCUCUGAUGUCCGGGUCGACCGGGAACAUAUUGUGGCUGUAGGUUGGUCGACCGGCGGCCAUCUCGCCCUCACACUGGGCUUUACUGCUCCUCCGAGGGGAAUCCGGCCUCCGGACGCGAUUCUCGCAUUCUACUGCCCGCUGGACUACGAGGAUCCGUUCUGGGGCGAGCCUAACUUUCCAUUCGGGAAGGGAGCAGUAUUGCAGAACGAACUGGUACAAUACGACCUCCUUGAAGGCGUGUGCGAUAAGGCGAUCACGGCCUACAACCCCCCUAGAACGAAGCGGGCUCUAGGCGGAUGGAUGGCGCCCAGCGAUCCCCGUUCGCGAAUUGCGCUACACAUGAACUGGAAGGGCCACACCCUUCCGAUUUUGCUCAACGGCUUAUCCCCCAGGCAUGAUGCCCAAUCCAGUGUCGACCUCCCUGAACCCACCCGGGAACAAAUCCAAUCGGUAAGCCCGUUGGCGCAGAUUCGCCACGGGGCGUACACCACUCCGACAUUCAUUAUCCACGGCACCAAGGAUGACUUGAUUCCAUGGCAACAGGCUGUGAGGACCUUUGAAGCACUCAGACAGCGCGAUGUGACUGCGGACCUUCGCAUUCUCAACAGAGCGGUGCAUUUGUUUGACCUCUAUCCGUCGUAUGCGGACGAUCCACAAGCAGCCAACGCUAUCCAAGAUGGAUACGAGUUUCUUCGCAGACACGUAGGACGCUAA
This is a messenger RNA of Aspergillus tanneri, 7752 nucleotides long. RefSeq names its product Type I Polyketide synthases (Type I PKS). NCBI's taxonomy places the organism in Eukaryota, Fungi, Ascomycota, Eurotiomycetes, Eurotiales, Aspergillaceae. Gene Ontology annotation, biological process: proteolysis; secondary metabolite biosynthetic process; fatty acid biosynthetic process. Bases 1 to 7752 code for a protein of 2583 amino acids. The record is from RefSeq and is a predicted model, not a curated record. Gene Ontology annotation, molecular function: phosphopantetheine binding; serine-type peptidase activity; fatty acid synthase activity. The transcript has 7 exons.